Messenger RNA from Aureobasidium musti, 1446 nucleotides. The record is from the annotation of a GenBank genome assembly. Lineage: Eukaryota; Fungi; Ascomycota; Dothideomycetes; Dothideales; Saccotheciaceae.
CUUACCUCUGCCAUGGCAGACCGUACCUCAUUCGAUUCUAGUCACCAAGACAAUGAUGAAUCCGAGAUGGCCCCUCUCAAUCCAACAACCACAACUGUUGUAGACCUGAACUCGCCAGUCGCUCGAGCAGCACUGAACUAUUCAAACCAGCCGUACAAGUUGUACAAAAGACGUUUUCUUGGUCUUUUCGUCCUUGUUAUGCUCAAUAUUAUUGUCAGUUGGGAUUGGUUAACCUUCUCGGCCGUAUCCAGCACUGCCGCCCAAUUCUUCAACGUAUCAGAAAGUGCUAUCAACUGGCUCAGUACUGGCUUUCUAUUUGCCUUCGUUGUUGCAUCUCCAUUCACUAUAUGGGCUCUGCACAGAGGCCCCAAGACAUCGAUCGUUAUCUCUGCCUUGUUGCUAUUCAUAGGCAAUUGGAUCCGAUAUGCUGGAUCUCGAGCCGGCUCACAUGGCAACUUUCCAGUUGUGGUUCUAGGCCAGAUCAUCAUAGGCUUUGCACAACCCUUCGUUCUGGCCGCGCCAACCCGCUACAGUGACCUCUGGUUUCCUGAAACUGGUUUCUUUGGUCGUGUCUCUGCCACAGCCAUUGCCUCGCUGGCCAAUCCUCUUGGGGGUGCUCUUGGCCAGCUCAUUGGUCCUCUCUGGGCGACUACUCCAGAAGAUGUUCCCAAUAUGGUUCUUUACACAGCGAUCGUUGUAACAUGUUUACCUGCUUUUUUCAUUCCUUCAAAACCACCGACACCUCCUUCUCCCGCCGGAAACACCAAGAAGCUUGACAUAACUGGCUCGAUGGAGCUGCUGAAAGGCAACAAGGCUUUCAUGCUGGUCUUCGUCGCUUUCGGAGUCUACGUCGGCUUCUUCAACGCUGUGUCAAGUCUCAUCAACCAGAUAUUCGAGCCAUAUGGAUUUACAGAGACAGACGCCGGCAUAGCAGGUGCUAUUUUGAUUUUUGUUGGUCUGGGAGCUUCAGCAAUCGUUUCGCCAUUCGUCGAUCGCACGAAACAGUAUCUUCCAACAAUGAAGUUGUUGGUCCCGCUGAUAGCAAUUGGUUAUCUGCUACUAAUAUUCAUGCCGGAAACACGCACAGUAGCAGGACCGUAUGUUACUUGUGCGAUACUAGGAGCAGCUUCAUUCUCUUUGCUGCCCUGUGCACUCGAGUACCUGGUCGAAAUCACACAUCCCGCCAGUCCAGAAGUCAGUAGUACGAUAUGUUGGGCAGGCGGUCAAUUGCUUGGUGCCAUCUUCAUUCUCGUCAUGGAUGCAUUGAAGGGCGGUAUUUCUGGCCAGCCUAAGGGCUCUAUGAAAACAGCACUUAUAUUUGAGGCUGUGGUUAGCUGUCUGGCUGUUCCUUGUGUGUUUGCGUUGGGUUUCUUGGACAGAAACAGUAUUGGUUUGGGUCGUAGAGGUGCUGAGAAUGCUGUAGAUGGUACGGUUGAGGAAAGCUAG